Brassica napus (rape) is the source of this 3162-nucleotide messenger RNA. Its product is annotated as glycolate oxidase 3-like. The coding region runs from base 1 to 1107 and encodes 368 amino acids. The record is from RefSeq and is a predicted model, not a curated record. Gene Ontology annotation, cellular component: peroxisome. The transcript has 11 exons. Lineage: Eukaryota; Viridiplantae; Streptophyta; Magnoliopsida; Brassicales; Brassicaceae. Gene Ontology annotation, molecular function: oxidoreductase activity; FMN binding.
AUGGAGAUAACGAACGUGAUGGAAUAUGAGAAAAUCGCAAAGGAGAAAUUACCAAAGUUGGUAUAUGAUUACUAUGCAUCUGGUGCAGAGGAUCAGUGGACUCUUCAGGAGAAUCGUAACGCCUUCUCCAGGAUUCUGUUUAGGCCUCGGAGUCUCAUCGAUGUAAGCGAGAUUGAUGUGAGCACAAGGGUUUUAAGGUUUAACAUUUCCAUGCCAACCAUGGUUGCUCCUACAGCAAUGCAGAAAAUGGCUCACCCUGAUGGCGAGCUUGCAACCGCCAGAGCUACUUCCGCUGCUGGAACGAUCAUGACUUUAUCUACAUGUGCUACUUGUAGUGUUGAGGAAGUUGCUUCCACAGGACCUGGUAUUCGUUUCUUCCAACUCUAUGUUUAUAAGGACAGAAACGUGGUUAGACAGCUUGUGAAACGAGCUGAAGAAGCUGGAUUCACAGCGAUUGCUCUUACUGUAGAUACCCCGAGGUUCGGACGCAGAGAAGCCGACAUCAAAAACAGAUUCACGCUUCCUCGAGGUCUGACUUUGAAGAACUUUGAAGGGUUGGAUCUUGGGAACAUAGACAAGACAGUUGACUCAUGGCUAGCUUCUUAUGCUGCAAGUCAAGUCGAUCAGUCACUUAGCUCGAAGGAUAUAAAGUGGCUCCAGUCAAUCACAAGCUUGCCAAUUCUUCUCAAGGGUGUUCUUACAGCUGAGGAUGCAAGGAUCGCGGUUGAAUAUGGAGCUGCAGGGAUUAUAGUUUCUAACCAUGGAGCUCGUCAGCUCGAUUAUGUCCCUGCAACUAUAAUGGCCCUUGAAGAGGUGGUUUAUGCCGUUGAGGGUCGGGUUCCGGUGUUUCUUGACGGUGGGGUUCGCCGUGGAACAGAUGUAUUUAAAGCAUUGGCUCUAGGAGCUUCAGGUGUCUUUGUUGGGAGGCCAACCUUGUUCUCGCUUGCAGCAGACGGAGAGGCGGGAGUGAGGAAGAUGCUGGAAAUGCUAAGAGAUGAGCUCGAGCUGACAAUGGCACUAAGUGGCUGCCGUUCUCUGAGAGAGAUCAGUCGAAACCACAUUAAGGCCGAUUCGGACUUUCCUCAUUACCUCCCGGCCAAGCUAUAGGGGAAUCUUAUUGAUCACUUGGUUUAAUAUUCAUCGAGGAAAACAAAAGAAGAGAUGGAUGGCUGAAUUUAUGAACCAAUGAUCUCAUCAAACUAAAAUAAAGUUUCCAUUUGAGUAAAAAGAAUUUUAUUAUUAAGUAAUAGUCUUUAAUUUUUCACAAUCCCAUAUGUUGUACCAAUCAGAACUAUUUGGUUUUUCUUUCCACCUUUCUAGCGCUAGUUUGGACGAGCUUUCUCCCAAUUGUGUCACGUAAUAGAAGGUGACGUGUGUGAGAAGAAAGUGUUAGAUACUUUCAGACUCUCUUGAGCUCUGCUCUGGUGAGAUCAGAGAUUUUGCCAUGGCUUCUUCAGUUCUUCUGUCCAAUAAGACCCUCCAUUUGUUGUUCUGCAAAUUUUCACCGAUCCGAAUUCAGGAUGGCCUAGUCCAUGUGGUUGAUCCAAUUGCGACUCUGGAGGAUAGUGUUGUUGAAGCCCACAGUUUCUUCCACUCGACUGUGAUACAUUUUAUGUUACAUGGCGGGAAAGAAAUCAUAAGAAUCAUGUAUUAAUAUCAUGGAGGUCCACAGUUUCUUCCACUGUGACUCAUCAAAAUCGUGGACAAAACUAUGAGAAAAAUGGCUCUCUCUGUGCUAGAUUUGGGAGGCAAAAAAUAUGAAGACAGCAUGUCUGCAUCAGAUAUCGGUUUGCAAAAAAAAAAAGAAGAAGAAUAGCAGACCGUUACCAUUUUCAGUUGGUUCUUUCAACUGACUUUUUUAUUCCUUUGAUUGAUUUAUUUCUUCUUUCAAACAAAUACAACACCUUGAUGUAAAUAAUGGUUUUUGACUGAAUAAAUUUCAUGUUCAUUAAAAAACAAUAAAAUAGAAAAUUAUGUUUGGAGAACCCAUACAUAUGCAUCAGAAACACUUAAAUAGACUAUAAGAGAUGGUGUUCAGCGGGGCACUUCCGGUGACUAUUUCUGGCUUGUUUUUUUUAUGGAACUUUUAAAUGAACCACUUGUAUAUAUGUGGAGAAAAGAUAUGUCCAUUCACCAAUCCACAAAACAUACCAUGUCCAUAGGCUUACAUAGGCGUUGCUAUCCAACAAAUCACAUGUUCUUUUGGCUCCAAUAAUUCUUUGGAUGCUUGUGGUGUAAAAUUCGAAACCAUAGAGCCUAGGGUUGUCCAUGAAUGCAGAACAAUUUUGUCUUCGAAACUGUAUGCCUCGUGGUAUCAGAUCUUGGAGAUUCUUAUGGGAGAAAUUUAGGGUUGGAAAAAAAGAGAGGCUGGCAAGAUUUUCAGCUCAGGAGUAACCUAACAUUGAUCCCGCUAGAUACUCGAUCUUAGAUAUAAGAUCAACUGUUGAGAACAAUAGCGACGAGGAAGAGUAAUAUCCAUUUAAACUGAUCUAGUCUCCAGCCCCAGGACACUAGGGACCUAUGACUUUUUUUUUGAAUGAAUCGGGACCGAUCGACGUCUUGGAUACGAGAAAGAAUAUUGAUGACAGAAAUCAAGUUGCUUCUUUCAACUAUCCAAUAUUUCAAUGGUUGGAUAAUUUUCACUAGAUACAGUAGUCUCUAACAGUAGUAUCGGCCGAUAUCAAAUUCAAAUUCCUCUUUGUUUCUUUAGGAAACUUUGAAUAUCUGUAUAGAUUAUAGAAUUGUGAUUGUACAUUAUUAUUUUCUUUCAAUAACGUUUGUUUCCAGACGUUUCUGAUUUGGAACUAUAUAUGGAACGGAACAAAACUGAUGAAGUUAAUAUAUGGUUGUACCUUCACUGUAUGACUAUUUGUUUUGGAUGACGACCAUCAAACAUAACACAAUUUUGUCUAAUUACUUUGGAUGAAAACGAAAAAUGUUACAACGUGGUUGCAUUAACUAUGCAACGUUUGCAAACAACAUGAGGUCCAUGACAUCAUCUUGAUACAUUCAUCUGACAAUCACACCAAUUGUGUCCGUAUAUACAUACAUAUAUACGUAGAUAUCUAGGUAUACGAUUUUACAGUAUAGUGAUUAUAUAGUAAUACAUGAUUCAUACGUGGCUUCACUUAGUACCACGAAUUUGUUGCCCAUCAAAUACAA